AUGAAUUUAGAUUUCAUCAUUUCAACAAAAGUGUGGCAUCUAAGAAGACAAGAGUACUUUUGUGCAACUUUACAAUACAUCAAAAAAGUGUAUCUCCAAAUCCAAUAUUGGAUGGGUAACCUUUUAGACCCCAUGGACUGGGGCUGGGAAUUGGAUGUUAAGAGGAAUGUUCUCAAACCAAUUCCGAUGACCAAUGCAGUUGCGCCGUCCUCUCUGUUAGAAGUAAUGUUUUGUUCAUGCACAACCACAGGUUGUGCAACAGUAUGUGGGUGCAGAAGAGCCGGAUUAUAUUGCACUGCGGCGUGUACUAAUUGUGCCGUAAAUGAUUGCACAAACUGCAAACCCAUGCUUGCAGAAGAUGCGGACGAUGGCGAUCCCAGCGCUGUCGAUUUUGCACAUUCGCCGACGUUUGACACGAACAUGGAGAAUAAUCUUUCUUUGGUUGAUUCUUUGGAAACAGAAGAAAUUGAGGAAAACCUUCAUGAAGAUUAG
Psylliodes chrysocephalus is the source of this 492-nucleotide messenger RNA. The record is from the annotation of a GenBank genome assembly. Lineage: Eukaryota; Metazoa; Arthropoda; Insecta; Coleoptera; Chrysomelidae.